This is a messenger RNA of Salvelinus sp. IW2-2015, 4337 nucleotides long. It is a transcript of the gene atxn1a, whose product is annotated as ataxin 1a. The record is from RefSeq and is a predicted model, not a curated record. NCBI's taxonomy places the organism in Eukaryota, Metazoa, Chordata, Actinopteri, Salmoniformes, Salmonidae. Gene Ontology annotation, molecular function: protein binding; RNA binding. Gene Ontology annotation, biological process: negative regulation of transcription by RNA polymerase II; nervous system development. Gene Ontology annotation, cellular component: nucleus.
GUGUGUUCUUCUUUUUCCCCAGGUUCCCGCUGCCAUCCAGGAGGCUAGCUCUCAGAGGGAAAUGAUUCCGCAUGAAGUUGACGGACGGCUCUCUUCCUCUCUCCACGGAAACGGCAGGUGUGACUCUCGCUGCUCCCACGGCAACAGCAGGUGUGCCCCUCUCUGCUUCUCGCUGAGCCAGAGCCAGGCGCCCGACAGACGCUGAGCUACAGGACAGGACAGACCCCCUCCGUCCCUCUCUACUCCCUCCACUAACUUACCCCCUACUCCCUCUAACUUACCCCCUCCAACCUUCCAGUCCUCUGACCCCAGCCACCCACACAACCAGCAGGAGGGCCUAUUCUGUCAACGAGGAAAAGCCAAGAGACAGAGAGAGAGUGAGGGAGACAGCCAAAGACAGGAGUGAAAUAGAGAGUGAACGAGGGAAAGACCGAGAUAGGAACAGAAAGAGAAUUCUAAAGUGACAGUGUGAGAGAGACAAUCCAAGGCUAGUGUAUGUCACAGGAAGUUGAGAGAGAAAAGAUAACAGUAUGAAGUCCAACCAGGAGCGCAGCAACGAGUGUCUGCCCCCCAAGAAGAGAGAUUUCCCAGCCAGCACUGUGGACGAGAGGCCCCUGGUGAUGGCGCCUGCCAGUGAGAGCCAGCGCGGAGAGAACCUGGCAUGGCUGGCCAGCGUAGCCAGCGGGCACAACAGCGGGCACGAUAGAGACAGUGGCGGAGGUGGCCUCGAUGGCAGUAGAGGUGGGCAGCGUAUCAGCACUCCCAUUGAGUCUGACGGGCCACAGUACAAACCGCUAUGCUCCACCAUCACCACGCACACAGACUUCCUGGUCCCUUCCUCUAUCUGUUCCAUCUCCUCCUCCUCCUCUUCAUCACAUCAGUCCAGAGUGGUGACCACAUCCCUCCCUGCCAUGUACACCUCUGCUUUGUCCCAACCAGGGGGGACGAUCCAGUACACCCAGCUGCCCCCCAACCUCCAGUUCAUCAGUUCCCCUUACACAGGCCCCUACGCUGGCUACAUCUCCUCCCAGCUCCUCUCUCCCCCUCCACCCACCUCCACAUCCCAACGCUCCCACCCUGACCCUGACCCCUACCCCAACACCACCAUCACCUCCCAGUCCCAGAUCUCUGGUUCCUCUCUGAGCGUGGCCCCCCAGACUGCUCCCUCGCCCCACGGUGGGACACACCACCUGCCCCUCCACCUGCACUCCCAUCCCCACCACACCCUGGCCCUCAGCGGGGGCUCCCAGGUGCUGGUCCAGUACACAGGCCCCGGCCCUGAGGGGCCCCUGACUAAGAGAGAGGAGGGCCGGCCCAGGGAGUUGCACAAUGGAGAUCAGAGGGGCCGCUAUGAGAGAAAGGAAAGCAAAGGAACCCCCUCCUCUUCUUCCUCCUCUUCCUCUCAGUACCACCAACUCCACCAGCAGCAGAGCGCACAGCAUCACUAUGAGGCCUACACCUCCCAUGAUGCAUCAGGGCUAAGGACCUCUCUAAUGCUAGUGCCCAACAGCCGCGGAGGACCAGACAACCACAGCCCCGACAAACUACCGCCAUCCGCCGCCUCGCACACAGAGAAAGGCAGCCUCCUCCUGGGUAAACCUGUGUCCUGCACCCCCUCCUCCUCCUCCUCCACCUCCUCCAUGUUCACCUUCCCCCCUCCGCUCAGUGUGGAGAGUCUGAAGGCGGCCGUCAGCUCCCUGUCCCCUCACACCCACACAGUCAUCCAGACCACACACAGCGCCAGCGAUGCUUCGCCCCUCUCCCUGGGCCAACUCUCCACCAACACCAACUUCUACCAGGCUGGCCCCGGCGGGCAGCCCAUCAUCGGCUACCUGGCUGGGAGUGCAGGAGGGCAGCGGUACCACACCAGUCUGCCCCAGCACCUGCUCAUCCCAGGGGCCCCAGGGUCUCAACCUAUCAUCAUCCCCGUCAGUGGGGCCGGGGUCACCAGCCUGGAGGCUGGCCAUGCUGCCCACAUAGCCACUACAACCCAACCACAGUCCUUCCCCACCACGCUACCCCACACUUACGUCACCAACACUACCAACCCUAACCCCCACCCUAAAGAUGAGCAUCUAUUCGAGGUCCCGGCACCCUAUCCCCCUCUCUCCCACCCUGCCGGGGUUGGAGGUACUGUGGUCCAGGCCCAGCUACACCUCCCCGUGGUCCCAGCUCCCACGGCCCCCUCCUCAGCCCCCUCCUCGGCCCCGUCGCUGCCUUCCUACUUCAUCAAGGGCUCUAUCAUCCAGCUGGCGGACGGGGAGCUGAAGCGCGUGGAGGACCUGAAGAGUGAGGACUUCAUCCAGAGCGCUGAGAUCAGCAGCGAGCUGAAGAUAGACUCGUCCACCGUGGAACGCAUCGACGGCAGCCACACGUCCAACUUCGCCAUCGUACAGUUCUCCGUGGGCGAGCAUCGCGCUCAGGUGAGUGUGGAGGUGCUGCUGGAGUAUCCCUUCUUCGUAUUCGGCCAGGGCUGGUCAUCGUGCUGCCCGGACCGGACCACUCAGCUGUUAGAACUACCCUGCACCAAGCUCUCAGUGGGGGACGUCUGCAUCUCCCUCACCCUGAAGAACUUGAGGAACGGCUCCCUGAAGAAGACGCAGCAGACCCAGAACCAGGCUAUUGAGAUCACUACCAGCUGCAAUAUGGGCUCCAUCCACGGCCCCCUCAAAUCCUCCAGGUCAGCCAGACACGGGGAGCAAGAGAACGGGGUGGGCCAGAGGGGCUCCAGGAGUGGAUGUGGGAGAGUGGUGGUUGGAGCAGGUGGAGGUGUUCAGAUCGCCUCAGAGAAUGGGGAACUGAGGUUCGGCGCCGGGGGAGAGGCCAACUCGAAAGGAGGCCAGCCUAGAGAUUCAGAAUCCAGUGGUGGUGCCGCCAAGCCGGUGAGCCGCAAGAGGAGAUGGUCGGCCCCCGAGGGCCGUAAGGUGGAGAGGAGCGAGAAGGAGCCCCCGUUGACUCUGCCCAAACCUUCCUUUAUCACUCAGGAGGUAAAGAUCAGCAUCGAAGGCAGGUCAAAUAUAGGCAAGUAGUGAAGGCAGGAGAUUAAAACAAGACUGUUAAUUCAAAUAUGGGAUUGGAUGGAGAUUCAAAAAAGAAAAAGAAAGAAAGAAAGCCCACAUAAAAUCUUUAUUUUAGAUUUUUUCCUUGUUUUUAUUUUCUACCCGGAUUUCUGUACUGUAGGCAAAAUUUUACCCAGUACUUACAUGUUAUCACCUUACAUUAAGUUAAGUUGGUAAUAACAUUGUAAUAGAUGCGUUCGGUAUUUCGUAAACAAGCAACCGGUGCAAUUGUUUUUUUGUUUUUUUCACAAAUCUCUGGGCGAGGGGUUUUGUGAAGUUUUGUAGAUGUUUUAUUGGUGGUUUUGUGGCACACAAGAGCACUGCGUGAUACCUCUCUGGUCAUGUGAUGGCUGCAGGUGGACAAAUACAUAAAAUGAAUAAAACAUGUAGCUUAAAACAUUAGCUUUCCAAUAGCGGCUAGGGGCAUGACUAAACGGGUGUAAUGUAGACCCGUGAGUGAUGUCACUUCCUUUGUGAUGUCACUUCCUGAUACAGGCACUACUGACGAGAGUGUUCAGGAAGUCUGGACUUAAUCACUCUCGACGCCACCCAGUUGCCAUGGUGGCAGACUGAGUUGAUAUGAUGUCAUUUAUCCCAAGUGACUCAAGACGUCUUUAGAUAAGACAGUUCAAAAAGCGUCUGUAGCCAUUUUAAACCCUCAUGACUACACAUCUAAUCCUAAACAAGGGGUCACCGGAAGCCUCAACACUCAUCCAUCUAGACCACUUAGCUAGGUGAUGUCAUCCGGCAGGCCAGUCCAGCCAGGUGAGGUCAUCGAGCGGCGCCAGUCCAGCCAGGUGAGGUCAUCGAGCGGCGCCAGUGUGCCUCUAGAAAGAGGAAACUCUUCCUUCCUUUGUUAUGUUUUGCUGACACUGAUGUCUUUAUGUUAUUAUUUUUGUUUUUGAAACAUUUUUAUUUUAACUUUUUAAUUUAGUUUUUCUUGUCAAUUUUGACCUUUCAUCCUAUCUUGCCCAGUGAGUUGAUAAUGAUAUAUUUGAUGAUUGUCUAGAACUUUGAGAUCAGGGGUCACAUGUAUGUACGUAUAGUUUCAACCAAGGUGGUUAAGUUAAAUGUCUAUGUUAUUCCUUUAUACCCUAACAAUGCAUAGAUUUGCAAUCACAAAGGUUGAAAUGAACUAUGAAAAUAGGAAGAUGAUUAUACUCCAUCCUUUUACUUGGUGCAACCUUUUUAUUUGUAUUCUUAUGGAGAGAGAGGCAGAAAGAAAGAGGUUUUGUUACAAAUGGCACCCUAUUUCAAUAUAGUGCACUACUUUUGACC